AUGGGAACCGAUGCGAUCGAGUCGCCGCGCAAGCGUCCACCGCGUCUGAACGUCGGCCACAGCGCGGAGUCAAGUCACACGGUGGAUGAGGAAGACGAUGCGGAAACAAGUGCGACGCUCUCAUCCAUCGCGCUGUCUCCGCCGUCUACAGCGUCACGCUCGAGUUCCACGAACACUUCUGUUGUCAAUGCACAGAAGACGAGCAAGACGCAGUCGGCACUAUACAAGCAGGUGGAGGUGCGUGACGAUGAAGAAAGGGAGGCACUUGCUGGAAAAAGUGGUGUAGACAAGCACGAGCUCGAGAGUGGGGAGAACGAGGUCCGACACUCGGCCGUGCAGCAGUUCCGGAACUGGCUACGACGGCUGCGACAGACGUUUGGCACGUCUUUUCUCUUACUGGUAAGCACCGUGUAUGCUGUGCAAGGGUUUAUGAGCUUCAGUGCACUAGCAGUCAACUACUUUUUCAAGGACAACUUGCAGCUGCAGCCAGCAGAGUCGCAGUCGCUCCUGACUGUCAUGAUGGUGCCGUGGGGAGUUAAGCCGCUGUAUGGCAUCAUUUCGGACAGUUUACCGCUCUUUGGAUACCACCGCAAGUCCUACAUGAUACUAUGCAGUGUUCUUGGUACGAUGUCAACUCUCACGUUGGCUGUGCCGGACAUGAUUACAACUCCACUUGGUGCCGUCCUGGUGCUCAUGCUGAGCAGUCUAUCGACGGCAGUAAUUGACGUCGUUAUUGACGCAAGGGUCGUUGAGAUGUCAAGAUUGGACCCGAAGUAUGGAGCGAAUGAUCUUCAGUCAGUGUCCUGGGUGUCCGUGUCGGUGGGAGGCGUGCUUGGCUCCUUUCUAUCGGGUCCUGCAACGCAUAAAUUAGGUGUCCGUGGCGUGUUCUUCUUCGCGGCUAUCGGGCCACUUACAAUUUUGGUUCUCUCCACGUUCAUGCAUGAAACGAAGUCGACAGUGAGCAAGCGUCACUGGAAGUCCUCGGCGAGGAGGCAGUUGCAGCAGCUGAAAUGUGCAAUUUGCACACCCGUGAUUUGGAUGUGCGCGCUUUGGGUAUUCCUGUCGGGUGCCAUCAGUCCGGGGUAUUCGCAGGUGUUUUUCUACUUCUCGACAGAAGUGCUAAAGUUUACUCCCGAAUUCCUUGGCGUUGUCACGGCCUUUGGUUUUCUCUUUUUAGGGGUGGGCACCAUGCUGUACAACGCCUGCUUUAAAGACAUGUCAUUCCGUCGCAUCUUCUUGAUCGCGCAGAUCAGUCUGGCGGUCGUAUCGCUGUUGGACGUUGUUCUGGUUACGCGCUAUAACUUGGAGAUGGGCAUCCCUGACAAGGCAUUCGUGCUGGGUGACGCCGUUGUUGCGGACGUAAUCAGUCGCUUAAAAACGAUGCCUGUGAUGGUACUAUGUGCUAAGCUGUGCCCGAAGGGUAUCGAGGGCACUCUAUUUGCUCUGUUGAUGUCUAUUGGUAAUUUUUCUCGCUGCGUAAGUGAAAUUUUGGGCGCUCUAGUCUGCACAUGGAUGGGUAUUGCCAAGGACGAGUACGACAAUUUAUGGCUUGCCAUUGUCUUACGCAGCGUCUUGAAAGUCGUUCCCAUUUUCUUCCUUUUCCUGAUCCCGGCAACAGAUCCCCAAGAAAUGGUAGACAAACUGGAUUUUGGCUCACCUUCCUGCGAUACUUCUUCGAAGGACGAUGUAGAAGAGGAGGCUGAUGAUACAGACUCGGGCAUGAUACGUGAAAACCACACGGUGAAUAACUGCUCACCGACUGGAGAAGUAAUGCUUGAACACACCGUUGCUGUUGUUGUUUGA
Molecule: messenger RNA, 1803 nt
Organism: Peronospora matthiolae
Lineage: Eukaryota; Oomycota; Peronosporomycetes; Peronosporales; Peronosporaceae
Source: the annotation of a GenBank genome assembly